Trichobilharzia szidati is the source of this 858-nucleotide messenger RNA. NCBI's taxonomy places the organism in Eukaryota, Metazoa, Platyhelminthes, Trematoda, Strigeidida, Schistosomatidae. The record is from the annotation of a GenBank genome assembly.
AUGCCAUUUGAAGAGAUAUCCGACAUACGUCUACGUUUCAUCUUCGACUUCAUCCAACUGAUUACUGAUGUAAAAUGGGAUAAAGUGAAGAAGUUUCUUGAAGAUGCUAACAGUGUACAAACAAUUAUUGAUUAUUUUGAACAAAUGGAUCAACUUCACCUAUUCAUCACAGUCACACCAACUGGUAUCUUUGAGAUAAUGACACAGUUCCCAGCGAAAUUUAAAUCAAAAGUGUUUUAUUUUAUUAAAAAAGGGAAAUACGCCAUGGAGAGAUAUGUUGAUUUUGCCACUUUACAAAAUCAAAUUAAUUAUGGAGAAAUGAAUAAAUCACCGCUGCAUCAUUUUAUUGCUUUUGUAAAUACAGUUCUUUCACCAGUCAUAUUGAAUGAACAAAAUCGUGAAGGUUGGCCAGAAUCCCUGAGUGAAUAUGUUAUAAGAGACUUGUAUAAUUUACAGAAAAAAUCUGCUACAGUAUUGGCACGUAUAGAAGGGAAAACACAUUUAGCACAUCCAAUUGGAAUUGAAAAAAUUAAAGGUCAACCGCCAAUAUCAUGCAAUGGAGAUGAUGUCAAUGGAAGUUUAAUGUAUGCCAUUGAAACAGCUGUUAUCGAUUGGAGUGCACAAAUUGAUGAUAUCCUAAAACAAGAAUCGGAUCAACUCAUAAAAAGUGGACAAUUCCCACUACCAAAAUAUGAAUAUGAAUUUUGGGAACAGCGAAUGACAUGUAUGCAUGAUAUUUACGAACAGUUGAUCAAUAGUAAGGUGAAGAAAAUGGCGUUAAUUCUUGAGUCGAAUGAUAGCGCCUAUGCUAAUCCAUUUAAAGAAACCUUUAAACGAGUUGUUCGUGGUAUGUUUUAA